Molecule: messenger RNA, 3082 nt
Organism: Microthlaspi erraticum
Lineage: Eukaryota; Viridiplantae; Streptophyta; Magnoliopsida; Brassicales; Brassicaceae
Source: the annotation of a GenBank genome assembly
GAGCCGAUCGUGUUCUGUUGUCGUUGAGUCAGCUGAGGAAGCCAGGAGAAAAACAAAGAGCGGACAUAAGGAUGUUAGUGGAGAUGCCAACAGUCGAUCAAAUGAUGAGGGUGUUAGCGCAGAGAAGAAAGCUUCCAAGGAAAAUAGGAAUGAGAUCAAGGACUACUUUGAUUGCCGGUACAUUUCACCCUCUGAAGCUGUUUGGAGAACAUUCAAAUACCCGAUACACCAUAGAUCUGUAUCAGUGGAGAAACUGACAUUCCACCUCGAAGGGAAACAGUUGGUUAUUUUCAAAGGUAUUGACAAAAUGGAGAGGGUCGUAACACGUAAACUAAUUGAGAAGACAAUGAUGCUGGCAUGGUUUGAACUGAACAAGGAGUGUGAAUUUGCUAGAACGCUUACCUAUGUUCAGAUUCCAAAUUAUUUUACCUACGUAAAAAGUGAAAAACGCUGGAAACGUAGAAAGAGAGGAUUCAGCAUUGGAAGAAUCAAUUACGCACCAAGGAAGAUUGAAGAUGCUUACUAUUUGAGAAUGCUGUUAAACGUCGUGAGAGGUCCAAGAUCGUUUGAGGAGAUAAAGACCUAUAAUGGUGUGUUGUACCCUGAAUUUAAAGAUGCCUGUUACGCUAGGGGCCUGCUAGAGGAUGACCAAGAGUAUAUCGAUGAUAUUUGCAGAAGAAGCUUCACAUGUCCUCCAUCACAACUUCGCCAGUUGUUUGUCAUCAUGCUUACUUCAGAUAGUCUGAUUUCGCCAGAUGUAGUUUGGUAUGCGUGUUGGGAGUUUCUUUCUGACGACAUGGAGAUGAUUAGAAGAAGGGAUCUUAAUAGACCAGCACUUACGCUAAGUGACGAAGACAAAAGGGAAUAUGCUCUCCAGGAGAUUGUAAAGUUAGUAAAAAGGAAUGGCGCUGACUGGACGAGGUUUAAAAGUAUGCCUCAACCACGGGGAGUUACUUAUUCAGCUACCGAUAAUGUUCUAAUUUUUGAUGAAAAGAGUUAUGAAAAAGAGGAGCAGAAAACAAACCACGACAGAGACUUUGCUAAGCUUACUCCUGAACAGAAGAAAGUGUAUGAGGAAAUAAUUGGUUCUGUUUUGGCGAGAAAAGGAGGAGUGUUCUUUGUAUAUGGCUUUGGUGGAACUGGAAAAACAUUUUUGUGGAGGAUUUUGUCUUCUGCAAUUAGAUACAGGGAAGAGAUCGUUCUAAAUGUAGCUUCAAGUGGUAUAGCAUCACUACUGUUACAAGGAGGCCGCACGGCUCAUUCCAGGUUUGGGAUACCUCUGAAUCCAGAUGAGUUUACUACAUGUGUUAUGAGCAAAGGUUCUGAUCUAGCAAAUUUGGUCAAAGAGUCGUCUCUUAUUAUAUGGGACGAGGCUCCUAUGAUGAGUAGGCAUUGUUUCGAGUCUUUGGAUCGAAGUCUUUCAGACAUUAUUGGUAAUAAAGAUGGAAAGCCGUUCGGAGGUAAAGUAAUUGUGUUUGGAGGUGAUUUCAGACAAGUUCUUCCAGUAAUACCUGGUGGUGGUAGGGCACAAAUAGUAGGAGCCUCGCUUAACUCAUCUUAUCUUUGGAAACACUGCAAAGUUUUAAAACUGACAAAGAACAUGAGGCUCUUAUCUGGUAAUCUGAGUGAAGAAGAAGCAAGAGACCUAAAGGAAUUUUCAGAGUGGAUACUCGAUGUUGGUAAUGGAAGAAUAGCGGAACCUAAUGAUGGUGAAGCUGAGAUCGAAAUUCCUGAGGAAUUCCUUAUAAUGGAUGAAGAGGAGCCUAUUGAAUCUAUAAGCAGGAAGAUCUAUGGAAGUUCCGAGGCUCUGCAGGACAACACGGAUCCAAACUUUUUCCAAGGAAGAGCAAUUCUUUGUCCUACGAACGAAGAUGUCGACAAGAUAAACCAGCACAUGCUAGACAAAUUGAAUGGAGAGGAACGAAUUUAUCUCAGCUGUGAUACCUUGGAUCCUUCAGACUCUUCUGCCAUGAAUGACGAGGCUCUAAGCACGGAAUUCUUAAACAGCAUCAGAGUUGCUGGCUUACCUAACCACAGUUUGAGACUGAAGGUUGGGUGUCCGGUGAUGUUGCUAAGGAAUAUUGAUCCAAUAGGAGGUCUAAUGAAUGGAACAAGGCUGCAAAUUACUCAACUAGCUGACUUUAUGGUAGAAGCUAAGGUUAUUACCGGAGACAAGAUUGGAGCCAAAGUUAUCAUUCCUCGACUCACCAUUACACCAUCAGAUGCGAGGCUUCCAUUCAAGAUGAGAAGAAGACAAUCUCCUAAAAUAAUAGAUCUCGAAAAUUUUCCAAUGUUGAACGACGUUAAACUCGCACGAGUGGGACCAAACCGUCACGAUUCGAGGAUUACUGUUAAAGUGUUAAAGAUCUGGGAUACAAUUCAUGUCGACACCGGUGAAGGGCUCAGUUUCCUCUUUCUCGAUGACGAGGGAACGAAGAUGCAUGCAUUGGUGGAAAGAAAAGAUCAGCAUAGGAGAUUUAGGAGACUACUUCAUGAAGAAGAGUGGAAGACCAUAUCUGGUUUCCAAGUUCGUACAUUUACUCCAUGGAUUCGUUUGACCAAACAAAGGAAAGAGAUUUUCCUCACUUCUGAGACACAAGUUGAUGAUGCUGACGCCUUUGAUGGUUUUAUUCCGUUGGAUCUAAUUCCAUUUGGAGAUGUUAUACGCUUUGGAGUUCAUGCUGGAACUGUUUAUCUUAGAGACUUCAUAGGCCAAAUAUUAUUUUCUCAUGAGUUGGGUGUCAUCAAAGAUCGUUCUCUUCCUAGGAACAGAUUGAACCUUUACGAGAAAUAUACCAGCAAGAUUGACUUUGUGAUGCGGGACAACGUUGGCAAUAGAUUAAACGUUCGUGUAAAGGGACAGUUAGCAGAUAAAUUCAAACUCUUCUGGCUUUGUUACGCCAACUGUGGAACAAAUAUUGUUCUGUUAACUGACUGGCGUGUUGUUGGAAAUGAUGGUGGUAUAAAUGUUGAAAGCUCUCCUGGUAUCUCUACUUUUGAUUUCCAUCCCACCGGACACUUAGAGGUGGAACAUUUCGAGAAUACAUUAGAAGCUGAGGUUGAUGAUAGCGAUGAUGAUUGA